This is a messenger RNA of Colletotrichum karsti, 804 nucleotides long. RefSeq lists its product as uncharacterized. The coding region runs from base 1 to 804 and encodes 267 amino acids. The transcript has a single exon. NCBI's taxonomy places the organism in Eukaryota, Fungi, Ascomycota, Sordariomycetes, Glomerellales, Glomerellaceae. The record is from RefSeq and is a predicted model, not a curated record.
AUGUCGGGGUACGGCUUUGGGUCCCAGUACUCGCACUCCGAGGCAGGCUCUUCCGCAUACACUCCUCGCUCCUUGCCUGACAACGAUUCGUACUCCGAGGCAUCUUCCAGUAUCUCCUGGGGGCUGCGUUCGAACCGAUCCGAGUCGAGCUCCGGCGGUAGCAGCAACUACACUCAUUCGAACAGCUCAGGCACACCGUACGACGCAUUCCGCAUGCCCGAGGAAUACUCCGUCUCUCCGCCUCCAUCAACGCAUACCGCCUUGAGUAGCUUCACGAGAGAGCUCACCCUGCAGCCCACCGGCGCCCAGUCUCAGCCGAGGCCACACAUGUUACGUUGCGAAUUCCUUCCUUGGACUGGUUGCGAGGAGGCCUUCCACCUCAACGAGGUCGACCUGUGGAUCCGCCAUAUCGAAGACGACCAUCUGCAGCGCAACUACCCCUCGUUGUGCAUCUGCUGGUACUGCGACGACUUCCAGUACAACACUCAAGAGCACCACUUCGGCCCUGGAAAGAAUUUCGAAUACCGGAUGCAACACAUCGCAGACCACAUGCUGGAUGGGUACCGAUUCGAGCGCAGGCGACCUGACUUUCACUUCCUCGAUCAUGUAUACCAGUUGGGACUUAUAUCCACGGAAGCAUUCCAGCUUGCCACGGGGUCGAGUGAAGGUCCUGCUGCGCCGGCGGGAUUGGUGCUGCAGCGAUCAGCCUCGAGGGUUGAGAGACCUAGAAGACUUGAAGCUGUCGUCGAGGUGGCAGAGUCCAGCGGCAGACCAAGACGCAGACAAGAUCGACGACACUACUAG